CCCACCCCCCCCUCCCCAUAGGCCAGGGAGGGGCCCGCCAUGCCCCAAUUGGCUCCCUCAGCUGCUCGUCAUGCCCUUGGGGUAUUUAAGCUGGGCGAGGCCCAGUCCUACCUGUGCUGCUGGUGCUGCUGGAGCUGUGCAGGCAGGAUUGUAGUUCACUUGAGGAAACUGAAGUUGUACUCUGUGACUACUUCUAACCUUUCAGCUGCAGUUGACUUCACUAUGGCAUCAAAGAAGACCACGCAGAAUCUGCCAGAGGCUGAGGACCAGCAGCAAGAGAGCGCUGUCGAUCGGGUGACCAGCCUGCCCUUGCUCAAUUCCGCAUUCAACCUGGUCUCGUCUGCCUACAACCACACCAAGGAGACCCAUCCUUGCCUCAGCGGCGUCUGCAAUGUGGCUGAGACUGUGGCUGCUGUUGCAGUAGGGAGUGUGGUCGGUGGGGCACAGCCCAUACUGAACCAGCUGGAGCCACAAAUUGCACUCGUAAAUGAAUAUGCUUGUAAAGGAUUGAAUCAGCUGGAGGAGAACUUGCCUUUCCUUCAACAGCCAGCAGAUAAGGUAAUCUCAGACACCAAGCAGCUGGUUUCCACCAAAGUGAUAUCUGCCAUGGAUGCCGCCUGUGAGGCGAAAGAAGCAGUGGCUGAUAAAGUGACUGAAGCUGUGGAUCUCACAAAAAAUGUUGUUGGGGACAGCGUUAAGCUGACCAGGUCAGUGGUGGCCUCCAGUGUUAGCAGUGCUGUGGAGGCCGCCCAGGGUGCCAAGGACCUCAUGACCAACAAGGUGACUGAAGCAGUGGACCUCACUAAGCACAUCGUGGAGGACAGCAUUGGCCUGACCAAGUCUGCGGUGGCAUCUACUAUUGUCAAUGCUGUGGAGGCUGCUCAGGGGGCCAAGGAGCUCAUGACCAACAAGGUGACAGAGGCCGUGGACCUGAGUAAGCACAUCGUGGAGGACAGCAUUGGCCUGACCAAGUCUGCGGUUGCUUCCACGAUUGUCAAUGCUGUGGAGGCCGCCCAGGGCGCCAAGGAACUGGUGACCAACAAGGUGACUGAAGCAGUAGACCUCACUAAACACAUCGUGGAGGACAGCGUUGGGCUGACCAAGUCUGCGGUUGCUUCCACUAUUGCCAGUGCUGUGGAGGCUGCCCAGGGUGCCAAGGAGCUCAUGACCAGCAAGGUGACAGAGGCUGUGGACCUGAGUAAGCAGAUUGUGGAGGAGAGCGUUGGACUGACCAAGUCUGCAGUGGCAUCUACUAUUGUCAAUGCUGUGGAGGCCGCCCAGGGGGCCAAGGAACUGGUGACCAACAAGGUGACAGAGGCAGUGGAUCUAACUAAAGUGGCUGUUCAGGAUAGUGUUGAGAAGACCAAAUCAGUGGUCACUUCUACGGUCAAUACAGCCCUGGAUGCUGCGUUUAACACCAUAACUAGCAAAAUAAACACAGCCCUUGAGCAGAGCAGAGAGGCCAUCCAGGAGAGUGUGGAGAUAACUAACACAGUGGUGAACAACAGUGUAAGCAAAGCCAGGGCGGUGGGCCAAGCGGUGGCAGGUGGUGUAGAAUCUGUCCUGGGCAUAUCAGAAGAUCUGGUGGAUCAAUACCUCCCCAUGACACAAGAGGAACUAGGUAAACUUGCCGCUGCUGAGGGAUUUGGUAUGGCUUCUGUGGAGGAGCAGAAACAGCAGCAGAGUUACUUCGUUCGUCUGGGUUCCCUCUCUAACAAAGUCCGCCACAGAGCCUACCAGCACUCCCUGAACAAGCUGCAGCAUGUUAAGCAAAGACUCCAGAACACACUCUCGCAACUACAGCUGGCAAUAAACUUGAUUGAAUCUGUGAAAAAGGAGGUUGGCCAGAAGCUUCUGGAUGCUCAAGAGAAGCUCCAUCAGCUGUGGGUGGACUGGAGCCUGACCCAACCCAAGGGACCCCAGGUUCAAACAGCCUCCCAGGCAGAGCAGAUAGAAUCACGGACUUUAACUAUGCUGCAUAUCAUCACCCAGCAGCUACAACGUGCUUAUGAGAACCUGAAAGUCAGCAUCCAUGGCCUCCCCAGCAACAUUCAAGAAGCUGUGCAUCAGGCCACUCGAAAUAUCCGGAAGCUCCACACUUCUUUUUCCAGUGCUAAGUCCUUCCACGACCUGUCUAGCACCACCCUGGCUGAGAGUCGGGACUAUGUGGUAGAAGCCCAAAGAUCUCUAAAUGACCUGCUCCAGUAUGUAACUCAGAACAUCCCUCUUAACUGGCUGGUGGGUCCCUUCAGGGCAAGAGUGAAAGAGGAUAGCAGAAAGGAGAAGAAAGAUGCAACUGAGAUAAAAUGUCCUGCCUUGGAAAAGGCUGCUACAUCAGAGGAGGUGGCUAAGAUGCCUGAAGAACCAAAGGGAGCAAAAACAAUUCUGGAGGAAGUGUGUGAAGUGCUAGAGAAGAUAGAAGAGAAGCUAGAGAGAGACAUGGAGGUGGAAAUGGAGGUUGCAUUGGCUGCAAAGGAGCUAGUAACUAAUGCACCAAAGGAAGAUCUCUGAAAAAUUCCAUCCUCUCUGGCCAAGGCCCCUUGGCUAGAACAUGACUUGGUCUUUUAAUCUUGCACCCAACUGCUGAUCAUGCCAGGAGUGCCUGUCCCAGGCUGAGCGUACAGUAAGAUGUAGUUUGCGAGACUUGAUAAUCAAGCAGGGGUGAUUCCAUAUCUUGAUUUUAUUUUUUUUAAGCAUGCUGCUCUGAAAGGGGAGUUGGAGGGCCUGUCCUUGGUCAUGACCAAAGGACAUGGUUGUCCUUUGACAACCAUGACGCUGCCCCUUGGGCUGACCAAAUGUUGGUCAGCACAGCUGUGUGUGAGUGGCUAACUCUGGGUGAGAAGUGAUCUCAAGUUAGUUUUAAUGGUGGGUUUUUAAUGAAUUCAUCCAAGCUGUGGAGAUUUUAAAGAGGAUACUGCACUUGACCUUUAGUAGAGUUUCCCUCCUACAAGUUUAAAACUACACACUACAGACACUACUUCCUUUCUGGCUGUUGUGCUUCCUGAGAAGCUGAGCCCUGCAGUAGACCAGGAACAGCUGGGAGCAAGAGGCUUCUUCUCAAAAGAGACUUCUCAGCAAAACAGGUGGUUUUUCACAGAAGAAACACUUGGCAAGGUGGGAUUUUUCUUUUAAGGGUGCCAAUUUGCAGUGGGACUGUCUUUCCUAGUCAUGUAAGUGAUUUCAGGAAUCCUCUGUGUGUAACUCUGUCAGUGAUGUGUUUUGCGGCUUUUGCCAGGAGUUAUUCUGCUGUGUUUAUAGAUAUUCAGUCAUUAAAAUAGAGAUAGAUACUGCUAUUUUUUCCAAGCAAACAAUACCUUGUAGUCAUCUGUAAUACAACUUAUUUUGUCCUGGUAUGGCACCAUUGCUAGAAUUAGAGUAAUGGCAAAGAGGCUUCAAAAUAAAGCUUGAACUGCUGUCAAAUAAAUGCGUUUCUUCUGUCUGUAAAGCUGCAGCAUCGCGAUCUUUCCCUUAGCAGUGGGGGGUGGGAAGCUUGCGUUUAACAACUCCCUUCUCAUUAUUUUAACCCAAAUGCUCUUAGUGGGUCUACUGU
Messenger RNA from Anas platyrhynchos (mallard), 3550 nucleotides. NCBI's taxonomy places the organism in Eukaryota, Metazoa, Chordata, Aves, Anseriformes, Anatidae. The record is from RefSeq and is a predicted model, not a curated record.